Molecule: messenger RNA, 3012 nt
Organism: Pygocentrus nattereri (red-bellied piranha)
Lineage: Eukaryota; Metazoa; Chordata; Actinopteri; Characiformes; Serrasalmidae
Gene: gtf2a1
Product: general transcription factor IIA, 1
Exons: 11
Coding region: 247-1434 (395 amino acids)
Biological process (GO): transcription initiation at RNA polymerase II promoter; transcription by RNA polymerase II
Cellular component (GO): transcription factor TFIIA complex
Source: RefSeq, a predicted model, not a curated record
GUGUGUGUAUAAAGGAGCAGGGCGAUCGGCGGCGGGACGGCGGGGGACAGGGCCCGGACCCGCGCAGCACAACCGGCACCAGCACCCGCUCCUCACACAGUCCAAAUACCACCGUGUUCACACACCACCGGACAGCGCGCGGCCUCACCUACACACCUGUAUGCGCGCGGCCGCUCGGGGUUUGAGGGUUUAAUCAGAGCUGCAGCGGGGCGCGCGCUCGGCGUGCCUGGCGCUCCGCCCGCGGUAAUGGCGAGCUCGGCUAACUCUAACCCGGUGCCUAAACUCUAUAAAAGCGUGAUGGAAGAUGUGAUCAACGAAGUGCGGGAGCUCUUCCUGGACGAAGGCGUGGACGAGCAGGUUCUCAUGGAGCUCAAAACGCUGUGGGAGAGCAAGCUGAUGCAGUCGAAGGCCGUGGACGGCUUCCACACGGAGGAGCAGGGAGCUCUCCAGGUGCAGCAGCAGGUCCAGCAGGUUCAGCAGACCCAGCAGCCCAGCCAGCCACAGCAGGUCCUCCUGCCUCCACCCCCUCAAGCUCCACAGCAGCAGGUAAUCGUACAGGAUCCCAAAAUCCUGCAGCACAUGACCGCUACCGGCAUGAGUGCAGCUGCCUCGGCGGCAACCCUGGCGUUGCCCACAGGAGUGGCCGGUGUUGGACCCUAUCAGCAGCUCAUCACCAGUCAAGGUCAGAUCUUGCAGGUGGUGAGGGCCGCUAAUGGAGCUCAGUACCUCAUCCAACCUCAACAGCCCAUUAUGGUCCAGCAGCAGGUCCUGCCCCAGAUGCAGCCAGGUGGAGUUCAGGCCCCAGUCAUUCAGCAGCGCAUCCCUGCAACACAAUCCAGAUUCCAGGUCCUGGCUCCUCUGCAGGGUGGCCUCCCUCAGCAGACGGGGGUGAUCAUCCAGCCCCAGCAGAUCGUCCUCGCCGGGGGCAAAGUGCAGCAGAACGCUCAGGUCAUGCAGGCAGCCAUGGCUACUCAGGCGGGUCAGGGAGCUGCGCAGGUCCAGGCCCAAGGCCAGCCUCAGCCAUCGGCUCAAGCACAGCCUGAGCAGCAGCAACCAGCACCGCAGGCGCAAACGCAGCCGCAGCAGGCUGCCCAGCAGCAGCCCCCCAUGAUGCUGCAGGUGGAUGGCGCCGGAGACACUUCCUCUGAGGAAGAUGAAGAGGAGGAGGAUGAGUAUGAUGAGGAUGAAGAUGAAGACAAGGAUAAAGAUGGCGGGGAGGAUGGCCAGGUGGAAGAGGAACCACUAAACAGUGGAGAUGAUGUGAGUGAUGAGGAGGACCAGGAGCUGUUCGAUACGGAGAACGUGGUGGUGUGUCAGUACGACAAGAUUCACAGAAGUAAGAACAAAUGGAAAUUUCACCUGAAAGACGGCAUCAUGAACCUGAACGGACGCGAUUACGUCUUCUCCAAAGCCAUCGGAGACGCGGAGUGGUAAAGCCAGCGGAGACGAAACAGACUGUCAGACGUACGCGUAAAACUCGAGACCUGGGACUGUUUAACCUUCAGGAGAUGCACGUGGUUUAGGGAUGAGACGUCCGCCGUACGGUUGGGUGAUGCUUUGUCGAAGCCCCUUUUGUACGUCGCUCGCGUUUCAGUGGAUCUCCAAUGACGGCCCUUUUUUUUUUUUUUUUUUUUUUUUUUUUUAAAUUUGAGUUCUUUUCAUUUUUUUUUUUUUUGGAUCAUCUUUUGGACUGAAGUCCUUUGUUCUUCAUAACGGUGAAAUCUGAACGCCCACAAUGAACAAAAGUGUAAGUAGAGGCUGUCUUGAGCAGAUCUGUAGUGCCUCGAACUAGCUGUGAAGCCCUCCUCUUCCUCCUCCCUGGUGUGUACUUUUAGAUUCCCGUGUGCUGUCGUUGGCUGUAAUGUAGUACUGAAUAGAUUUGGGUUCCCGUUUUACGCUGAUCCUGGACUUGGGGUUUAGCUGACCGCAUACAUGUCCUCGCAUUCCCUGUUUUUUCAUGUUCUGCCCUGAUUUGGAUUCCAACAAAACACUAAAAUGACCGCAGGCAUCCAGUUUAGUGCGAUCUUUGUUUGUGGUGUUCGCAGAAAAACGGUUUCAUCUUUUUUUCCUUCCAGUAAACCAAUUAGAAGACUAGCUCUUUGCUCUCAGAUGCCAGCUUGAGUUUUUGUCUAAUACAGUAUUUUGCGGCUGGUUAAAGGUUUGCACUGUCGGUGUGACGUGUGGACACCAUAGCAUGCUGUAGUCCCAUCGGCUUUAACCCGCCGUGUCUUUGUGUGCGUGUGGAGUCGCUGCUCAGCCGCGUCUUUUAAGUAGUGGAGACGAACCCUUUCGAUGCUUUUAGUGAAGUCAAACUUGCGUUUUAAUGUUUAGGUUUUUGUAUUUAUUCCUGAAAGCUCAGGCACCAUCGCGUCGGGGAUGAAACUGCACCACACUGUGCUCUUACGAAAAGUGUUCCUUUUUUCUUCCCGCUGUCCGCUGUAGGUCACCGUCUGCCGUCUGUCACGUCGGGUUUUUUCCGCUUUUUAAAACGACCUGCUUGCGUCUCACUUCACUUUCAUUUCUUCAUACUUUUAUUCUCCGGUUUUGGCUACACGAGUCCAUUUAUAAAUGUAUUUAUAUGCGGAUUGUGGUCGAGUAGAGAAGAUGAAUCAUGUCGCUUUGAAGUUUGUUUUUCUUUUUUGAGGUUUUAGGAUCGUUUAUCUUCUGCUGGUCAUUUCCCUUUUUAUUUUAUUGUUUGUGCCUUUUCACUAUUAUUUCAGCUAUCAUCUAUUUGCGAAAAUGGUAGCUUUUUUUUAAUAGAGUCAAUCCUGAAAGACGACUGUACACUUGGCUUUGUUUUUAUGAUCGUUAUAAUAAACCAUGGGCUGGAACUGGUGUCUGAUUCUCUGAGGAAACUUCUAAAUUCUUAUUGUUCAUAAUCAUAAUUCACUACCGUGUGUUGGUAGUCUGUGUGCUUGGAAUACCGAUUUAUUACAUCUUGUUAGUAUCUGUUCACGUCCAUGGACUUUUUUUUUCUUUGUAUGACUUUAAUUAAAGCAUUAUUAAAAAUUG